Dimorphilus gyrociliatus is the source of this 2042-nucleotide messenger RNA. The record is from the annotation of a GenBank genome assembly. Lineage: Eukaryota; Metazoa; Annelida; Polychaeta; Dinophilidae.
AAUAUGUGUAAUAAAAACAGUUGGUUGUCUGCUAAAGUGAAAUUGGAAAGAAUUCGAGGAUUUCUUGAGUAUUUUUAAGCACAAUUGGUAAAGGAAUAAGAUAUCAUAAAUUUAAAUCGAGAUUAAAUAGAUAAAUCUUCGCACUGUUAUGAAAUAUUUUACAACACUCAAUAUUAAAGGUAAAUUUCAUAGUCAUGUCUGAAUUUGAAGAAGUAUUCGAGUUUUUAAAGAAUAAAUCUCACUAUUUAAGUCAGUGGCCAGAACUACAAAGAGCAACUGCAGAUAAUGAUACACCAACUCCGGGUUAUUUACUGCCAAUCAUAGCAAAAUUGUCAUUUCAUUCGGGAGUUCAAUGUAAAAGUUUAAGUUUAUAUUUUGAAGAUCGCCUAAAAGUUCCAUCUUGUAGUGUGAAAGUAAAAACUUUAAAACUAAUAAUCUUUCUGUUGGAAAAAGGUCAUAAGGAUUUUAAAAAAUAUAUGCAAAAAUCGUUAGAAAUUGAUAAAGCUACAAAGUUUAGUGGUCCCCCUGAUCCUCUUCAUGGGAAUGCUCCAUACGAACUAACAAGAAAACUAGCAAAAGAAGCACAAGAGCUCAUAUUCAGUGAUAAUUUUGUAGAAGACGAAAAAGAUAGAUCAGUGGAUAUGUUCAAAACUUCGUAUCCAGGUCUGGGAUCUACCAAUGUUAGUAAUUCAUCAUACAGCGGAUUUGGAAAUACAGUAUUAGAUAAGAAAUCAAUAAGUCAAAGCAUAAGCGAAGGUGUAUUGGAUUUAGCAGAAAAACUGAAAGGAAAAUUGGAGGGUCCCGAAGAAAGGCAUAAAUUUGAACCUACCGAAACCGUGUACUUUAAGCCUUUACCCCUGCCAGCUCAUACAUAUUGUACGGAAUCAACUAUAGAAUCAUCCGCGUUUGACCAAUUAUCCAGUAGAGAAUUUAUUCCUGGAAAGGCUUUAGGGGGCUGGGGAGAUGAUGAAACAGAAGAAGAUACAACAGAAGAAGUGGUAUUCUCUCAGAAUGAAUUAGAAGAAAGCACUAGCAGCAAACAAGACAGAGAGGAAACUAUUCUUGUUCAGAACUUCAUUAACAGGGAUAUGCUACCAACUCUUCAGGAAAUUCGUUCUUUUAACCAAAACCUUAUUGAUAAAGAUAUUGGUAUAGUUUUGCAAGAGGUCAACAGUCAGUUACAAAAUAGCAAUUGUUCAUCUGUUUCACUAAUGUCUGCACUCUUGAUAGUUGAAUUCAUCAUACGAGAAGAGAAUUUGCCAAUAGAUAAAGUCAUAAUGGUUCUCAAGGAAGGAUUAAAUUAUAUUAUAGCAAAAACAAAUGAAAGUAACGUUUAUCAUAAAACAAGAAAGAUUAUUUUAAUCCUUCAAAACUUAAGCAACGAACAGUUUUCAACAAGUGAAAGAAAGCUCUUGUUCAUACAUAUACGUUCACUUUUAGAAUACAUUAUUCAAAGUAAAAGUCGUCUAUUUUCAACAACGACGGAGGCUCCCUUGGAAUCACAACAAUCGAAUAAUGGCGAAAACACAGAAAAAACCCAAGUAGAUGAUGUUGAGAAAAAAUUCGAAGAGGAAAAGACUAAAUUGAUGGCACAAGUGAAAGAUGUUGAAGAUAAAUAUAAACGUUCUUUAGCGGAGAUGGAAAAUGUAAGGAAUAGAUUAACAAAACAAAUAGCUGAUGCUAAAGUAUUCGGCAUUCAAUCAUUUUGCAAAGAUUUACUAGAAGUUGCUGAUAUUUUAAAUUCGGCAACUGCCGCAGUUCCCAAAGAAGCCCUUGAAAGCGACAACCAACAUUUAAAGAGUUUGUUUGAUGGUUUAACGAUGACCGACAAGCAGCUACGUAAAGUUUUCACUAGGCAUGGUUUAGAGCCAAUAGAUCCUGCGAAGGGAGAGAAGUUUGAUCCUAAUCUCCAUGAAGCACUCUUUCAGGCUCCAAUAACUGAAAGUGAAACUCCUGGCAGUGUUGCAGUAGUAACUAAAACAGGAUAUAGGCUACAUGAGAGAACUAUUAGACCUGCUUUAGUUGGUGUCUAUAAUAAAUAA